AAAAUCUUUUCACAACGAAUUCCUUCCCUGACACAGUUAAAUGCAAAUUAUCCACCCCUCCCCUCUCCGUCUUACUCCAGAAAGCUCCUGCAUACACAGCUGAAACGCCACCUACUGCAAAGCCCAGGGGACAGAGCAGGCGACGCUGCCAGCAUUUCCAUUCCAUCACCGGGCUGGAGCUGAAGAAAGGCGUGUUUGUUUGGCAGUGUUUCUUUUUAAAAAAUCUCAGAGCCAAGAAGAACAAGCUGAACUAGCAUCUGAAAUAGCAUUUUCAAAAAUGGAGCGUAAACUAAACAGGAGAGAAAAGGAAAAGGAAUAUGAAGGGAAACACAACAGCCUGGAAGAUGCUGAUCAAGGAAAGAACUGCAAAUCCACACUGAUGACCCUCAACGUGGGUGGAUAUUUAUACAUUACUCAAAAACAAACACUGACCAAGUACCCAGACACUUUCCUUGAAGGUAUAGUAAAUGGAAAAAUCCUCUGCCCGUUUGAUGCUGAUGGUCAUUAUUUCAUAGACAGGGAUGGGCUCCUCUUCAGGCAUGUCCUAAACUUCCUACGAAAUGGAGAACUUCUACUGCCAGAAGGGUUUCGAGAAAAUCAACUUCUCGCACAAGAAGCAGAAUUCUUUCAGCUCAAGGGACUGGCGGAGGAGGUGAAAUCCAGGUGGGAGAAGGAGCAGCUAACGCCCAGAGAGACCACUUUCUUGGAAAUAACAGACAACCACGAUCGCUCCCAAGGACUGAGAAUCUUCUGCAAUGCUCCUGAUUUCAUAUCAAAAAUAAAAUCUCGCAUCGUCCUGGUGUCCAAAAGCAGGCUGGACGGAUUUCCAGAGGAGUUUUCAAUAUCAUCAAACAUCAUUCAAUUCAAAUACUUCAUUAAGUCUGAAAAUGGCACUCGACUUGUACUGAAGGAGGACAACACCUUUGUCUGCACCUUGGAAACUCUUAAGUUUGAGGCUAUAAUGAUGGCCUUAAAGUGUGGCUUCAGACUACUGACCAGCCUGGACUGCUCCAAAGGGUCAAUUGUUCACAGCGAUGCACUUCAUUUUAUCAAGUAAUUACCUGUGCCACGAACAAAGGCAACAAGCAUGCAGCCAGCAAGCUUCGGAAAACCACAGCGUCAAAGGCAUCCCAGACAACGUGCCCAGCUAGCUCUGCAUUCAGAGCCCUGCUGCUCAUCAAUUACUGUAAGCUCACGGUAUGUAAAUUCUGUUGCUCCAGAUGUCCUUCUGUAGGGUUUCCUGCUGUUUUUUUUUCACUUUAAACCGAAAACAGUGACCAUCUACAUACUGUAAAUAAAGACUGAAUGCUUUUGCUAUUUGUUUAUUUGUCCUUAAGCUGUUUUUCAAUCAGAAUGUCUUGGGUGCUUCCACAAUAAACAAGCAUGUACGUUAUCAUUCAUUUACGUAAGUGGUAAUAAAAUAUUUUAAGGGGCUACAAGAUUUAAAAUCUUUUCUACUUAAUGGCAAAAAUCUACAAAGAAACUGAACUGUAAAAUUAACCACCGAGAGCAAAAUAGAUGUUCAGAUCUACUAAAACAGUGUAGUGAAACCAAAUGAGACUGCAAGGUUUUAAAGCUAUUGAUUUAAUUUUUAAAAGCAGGCACCAAAAGCUCAUUCACAGUUUCUGUAUUGCAUACCAGAAUUACAGUUGAAUUGAUAUACUGCUCAACAUUCCUAGAAAACUGCUUGAUGAAAAUAAAAAAUAAAAAUAAAAGCACUAACAGCUUCUUUGCUUGUAUUAAUAAUAUAAUAAAAAGUUACAUAUGUCACUUUUAAAACAAGCAGUACCACUAGAUGAUUUCACACAUUGUUCUGCAUUGAUGUAGUCAACUAGCAGGAUACAGUAACCGUGGCUGGUCUUGCAAGUGACAAAAAUCAGCAAAUGUGUUUCUUUGCAGGCUGAGCUCCAUCACAGUGUGAACAACUUAGUUUUAACAGAGUAUGGUAUUAGAGUAAUACAGGAGUUCGUUUUCAGAA
Pteropus alecto (black flying fox) is the source of this 1978-nucleotide messenger RNA. It is a transcript of the gene KCTD4, whose product is annotated as potassium channel tetramerization domain containing 4. Gene Ontology annotation, molecular function: protein binding. The transcript has a single exon. Bases 278 to 1057 code for a protein of 259 amino acids. Gene Ontology annotation, biological process: protein homooligomerization. The record is from RefSeq and is a predicted model, not a curated record. NCBI's taxonomy places the organism in Eukaryota, Metazoa, Chordata, Mammalia, Chiroptera, Pteropodidae.